Penicillium subrubescens is the source of this 750-nucleotide messenger RNA. RefSeq lists its product as uncharacterized. The record is from RefSeq and is a predicted model, not a curated record. NCBI's taxonomy places the organism in Eukaryota, Fungi, Ascomycota, Eurotiomycetes, Eurotiales, Aspergillaceae. The transcript has 4 exons. The coding region runs from base 1 to 750 and encodes 249 amino acids.
AUGAAGCUCAAGGCUCUCUUUCUAUCGCUACUUGUGACUGGAGCCCUUGCCCAGACCUCAAGUGAAGAUGACCACGAGGACCUCUGUGCGGAAGAGGAUCAGCAGGAAGACGGAACCCUUCCUGGCCUCAAGGUUCAAUAUUUCUGUGGCUUACUUGGUUCGGGUGAUAACGAGGCCAAAGAACGGAGGUGGUAUCUAUACAUGAAGAAAUUGACUCCUCCGCCGCCUCCAACUACUGAGAAUCCUUCGGAAGAAGGAAGUAACACAGGGGCUGGUGGUUUGUGCGAUCUAUGCAACCAGUUGGAGCAAAGCAACGCUCAGCUCGAGGAGUGCAAGCGCACGAAAGCAGACUGUGAGAAGAAGCUGGAGCAAUGUCUAAAGGACAAGGAGGGACUACAGUCGAGUCAAGGGACGGGUGGAUCUGGCCUCCCAGAAUGUGAAUUUCUCUUCCUUGGCACUCUAGGCCCACAGAGUCACAACACCCACUUUACCUCACCCAAUGGCAAGAAGUUCAAGAUUAAUUGCGAACAAGUGGGCAAUUUUGCGUCCCUCAAGAAAUUCGACUCGAAGGGAUUUGCACGAUGUGUUGACGAAUGCGCCUACUACCACAACUGGAAGGCUGUGAAUUACAUUCAUACAGGGACUGGGAAAGGAACGUGCAACCUGUUCCAGUUAAGCGCAACUAAUUCUGGCACUUGGCGCCCUUCUGCAGAGCAAGCCUCGGCGAUCUUGAUCGAGGCACUACGAUAG